This is a messenger RNA of Canariomyces notabilis, 3381 nucleotides long. RefSeq names its product NAD(P)-binding protein. Gene Ontology annotation, molecular function: oxidoreductase activity. Lineage: Eukaryota; Fungi; Ascomycota; Sordariomycetes; Sordariales; Chaetomiaceae. The record is from RefSeq and is a predicted model, not a curated record. The transcript is spliced from 5 exons. Bases 469 to 3153 code for a protein of 894 amino acids.
CUACUGGCACUUCAUAGUAAGUUAAAGUAAGUAUCUUAGGCCUAAAGUCAGGCACAUAUAUAAGCGAUACUGGAUCGUUAGGAAAAGUUCACCCGCGCUGGGAGCAGGGCUGAGCUCGGACCACCUCAUGCUUGCAUGUGAAGAGAGCGUGCGCAGCAGUGGUUCAAAUCCUUGCUUCGGGAACCCCCGCUUCGGCAAACUGGCUGUGGAGCAGGAUGGAUGGAGUGUGGCCAUUGACUAAAACAGCCGUGUUGCCUCGGCUUAGCAACCGGCAGCUCUGGCCCGUCUCCGUUUACCGACGUCAAAGGACACUGUUAUUAGAAGGGCACAGCAACACUUCCCGGUUCAUUGCUGCUAAGGUAGCUUCUACCUGACCUGAAUCUCAAGAUUGCAACUUCCUUUCUUUUUUGCACACCCUUUUUCCUCCUCCACAUCCCUCCAUCACCCAUCACAUAUACACAUCUCAUCAUGACGGACCAAUUGAGAUACGACGGCCAGGUCGUUGUCAUCACAGGCGCCGGCGGAGGUCUCGGCAAGGCUUAUGCCACUUUCUUUGCGUCGCGUGGCGCGAGCGUCGUGGUCAACGACCUCGGCGGGUCUUUUAAGGGCGAGGGCACAAACACCAAGGCCGCAGAUGUGGUAGUGAAUGAGAUUAAGGCCGCUGGCGGCAAGGCCGUCGCCAACUAUGAUAGCGUUGAGAACGGCGACAAGAUCAUUGAGACGGCCAUCAAGGCGUUCGGGCGCAUCGACAUUCUCAUCAACAAUGCCGGUAUCCUGCGCGAUGUCAGCUUCAAGAACAUGAAGGACCAGGACUGGGACCUGAUCUUCAAGGUGCACGUCAAGGGCAGCUACAAGUGUACCCGCGCCGCUUGGCCCUACUUCCGCAAGCAGAAGUACGGCCGCGUCAUCAACACGGCAUCGGCCGCCGGUCUGUUCGGCAACUUUGGGCAAGCCAACUACUCCGCCGCCAAGCUUGCCAUGGUCGGUUUUACCGAGACGCUCGCCAAGGAGGGUGCCAAGUACAACAUCAUCUGCAACGUCAUUGCGCCCGUCGCCGCUAGCCGCAUGACUGAAACCGUCAUGCCGCCUGAUGUCCUGGCCCUCAUGAAGCCCGAAUGGGUCGUGCCCUUGGUGGCCGUCCUGGUGCACAAGAACAACACGAGCGAAUCAGGCUCCAUCUUUGAGGCCGGCGGUGGCCACGUCGCCAAGCUGCGGUGGGAGCGGUCCAGCGGUCUGCUUCUCAAGUGCGACGACAGCUAUACCCCGAGCGCCAUCCUCAAGAGGUGGAAUGAAGUGACCGACUUCUCGAACCCGCAGUACCCCAGCGGGCCCAACGACUUCCUCGCGCUCCUGGAAAAGUCACAGACGCUGGGCCCCAGCGAGCAGGGCGAGAAGAUUGACUUCAAGGGCCGGGUUGCCCUCGUCACUGGCGGCGGUGCGGGCAUCGGCCGUGCCUACUGCUUGGCUUUUGCCAAAGCCGGCGCCUCGGUGGUUGUCAACGAUCUUGCUAACCCGGACGACGUCGUCAACGAGAUCAAGAAGAUGGGCGGUAAGGCCGUGGGCGCCAAACUGUCGGCCGAGGACGGCGACGCUGUUGUCAAGGUCGCGAUCGACACCUUUGGCCGCAUCGAUAUUGUCAUCAACAAUGCUGGUAUCCUGAGGGACAAGGCCUUCAACAACAUGGAUGACAGCCUCUGGGACCCUGUCAUGAACGUCCACGCCCGCGGUACAUAUAAGGUUACCAAGGCCGCUUGGCCCUACUUCCUCAAGCAGAAGUACGGCCGCGUCGUCAACACCACCUCGACAAGCGGCAUCUAUGGAAACUUUGGCCAGGCAAACUACUCUGCGGCGAAAUGCGCUAUCCUGGGAUUCUCCCGCGCCCUUGCUCUUGAGGGUGCCAAGUACAACAUCUACGUCAACACUAUUGCCCCUAAUGCGGGCACAGCGAUGACGAGGACUAUCCUACCUGAAGAACUCGUCCAGGCUUUCAAACCUGACUACAUUGCUCCCCUGGUCCUCGCCCUCUGCAGCGACAAGGUUCCCAACCCAACCGGCGGCCUGUACGAGGUUGGCAGCGGCUGGGUUGGUCAGACGAGGUGGCAGCGGACGGGCGGCCACGGCUUCCCUGUCGAUGUGCCGCUUACCCCCGAGGCGGUGGUCAAACACUGGAACGACAUCGUUACCUUUGACGGCCGUGCUGAUCAUCCUGAGAAGACGCAGGACAGUCUGCAGAAAAUUAUGGCAAAUCUGGAGAAUCGGAGCGGUGAGGGCAAGAGUGGGAAAGCCGCUAGCAAUCAGUACCUAGACGCCAUUCAGAAGGCCCUCAAGGCCGAGGGCAAAGGCACCGAGUUCAAAUACACGGAACGCGACGUAAUUCUGUAUAACCUCGGCAUUGGCGCUAAGCGGACCGACCUGCGCUACGUCUUCGAGGGUAACGACGAGUUCCAAGUCAUCCCAACCUUUGGCGUUAUCCCGCCCUUUGACGCCGAGAUGCCUUACAGUCCAGACGACCUCGUGCCCAACUUCUCUCCCAUGAUGCUCCUCCACGGGGAGCAGUACCUCGAAAUCAAAAAGUACCCCAUCCCCACGUCCGGCCGGCUCAUCUCUAAGGGUAGGCUGCUCGAGGUGGUCGACAAGGGCAACGCCGCCAUCGUCAAGAGCGGCAUCACCACGGUCAACGCCGAGACGGGCGAGGAGCUCUUUUACAACGAGAUGACCGUCUUCCUCCGCGGCUGCGGCGGCUUUGGCGGGCAAAAGAAGGCCGCCGACCGCGGGGCCGCCACGGCCCAGCACAAGCCCCCAGCCCGCGCGCCCGACGUCGUCGUCGAGGAGAAGACAACCGAGGAGCAGGCCGCCGUGUACCGCCUCAGCGGCGACUACAACCCGCUCCACAUCGACCCGGGCUUCGCAAAGGUCGGCGGCUUCAAGGAACCCAUCCUGCACGGCCUGUGCUUCUUUGGCAUUGCCGGCAAGGCCGUGUACGAGAAGUUUGGCCGGUUCAAGAACAUCAAGGUCCGGUUUGCGGGCACCGUCUUACCGGGGCAGACGCUCGUCACUGAGAUGUGGAAGGAGGGGGGCAAGGUGAUUUUCCAGACCAAGGUCAAGGAGACGGGCAAGUUGGCGAUUGGCGGGGCGGCGGCUGAAUUGGCUUGAGUUGGGGGUUAUGGAAUGUUUGUUUCUUUAUGUACUUCCUUUUUUUGCUUUUGGGGCAAGGUAUAAUUAGUGUUAACAUGCUUGCACGGCACCGGUAGCCCGGUUGUGGAAUGUAGGAAUUUACGAUUGUUUGGGGUGUCUGCAUAUUCCAGUUACUAUCCGUUGGACCUCCAUGGAUCGAAUGGGUCAUUUGCUAUGAUCUGAUCACGGCUUGCAACAGGUUUGUUC